CUUCUGUGUUACCGGCUGGCUGAGAGUCCCGUCUGACUGCGGAGUUGGGGGGCAGGACCCUCUGGCUGCCCCAGGACCCCGCCUGGGUGGACUCGCUGUGGGGGAAGCGCACGGAGGGGCAGGGGGGCUGGAGGCUCCGGGGUCAGACCCAGGAAGGGGGAGGCCGGGGGUGCUGUGUGUCCUGCAGACAGGCUGCUCCCCGAGGGGAGACUCCCCCAGAGCCCUGCCUGGCUUCGCGGGGAGCAGCUCCAGAGCGUCGCCCGGGGACCCCGGGACAGUAACACACACACGUCUGCGGACACACGGACACUAACCCACAUAUCUGUGCACACGCACGCACAAACGGACACAGUGGCACGAACGCACGCAAGUCUACACGCACACUAAGGUCACAGACACACAGUAACGCACACACACAUGGACACACUAACCACACCUACACAUGAAAUGGUUGCACACCCACGCACAUUGCAGAAAACCUAGAGCCACGUGCUCACAAGUACGCCCGGCAACAUCACGCAGUGAGACCUACGGAGGUGCAGACAGGCUAACCACCCCCCGCAGACACGCACCCCCUGCACACAGAAGUUAACCACACGCCUGCACCCCCACAGAGCCCGUGACACACACACACACGCUCAUGACACAAACCACAGAGCCCCGUGUGCAGAAACAUCCCCGCAGAGCAACGCAAAUGCACGGACACACGCCCGCACGUGCGUGCACAAGAAGACACAAAUGCGGCCGUGCAAACGCACCCCCCCCCCAGACACAGCCGUGCGCACUGCACUCUCCCCUCCAGCACCAGCGGGGGGUGCAGAGCCGGGGCAGAGGGUUGCGAUUUUGGGGCGCGGGGAGGACAGCUGGGCUCACCCCCUUCAGCAGGGGCCGGGUGCCCAAAGCUGCACCCACCUCCCCCCCCCACGUUAAUCUCAAAGCUCUUCCAGCACAGAGACCACCAGCUGGGACCAGGCUGGGGGGGAGGGGGCAGGGCCACCCCCAUUGCCCAAAUGGGGAAACUGAGGCCCGGGGAUGGGGGCAAAAUGAUGGGUGCACGCAGCCCUGUGGGGCUAGGGGCUGUGGAUUUGUGUGGGGGCCUGGGGGCGGAGCUUGCCACGGUGGCGGGGAGGGCUUUGGGCUGUGCGGGGGGGCUGGGAGGGGGGCAGGGCCCUGUGGGGCUGGGGGCCGGUGUUUGGCAGCCCGGGGGUCGCUCUCCCAUGUGGGUUUGGGGGACCGAAGGCUCGGAAACACCCGGCCCCUGGGCCCCACUUUCACUUUCGUUUCUCCACCCUGACGCCGGAGCCUGCACUGCGGGGAGUCGAGAGGCCUGAACCGCCCCCCCCCCGCCCGGGCUGAGGUGCUUCCAGCAGACUCCUUGCCGCUGUGUCUCUGCCGGUUCCCAGGCCCCGUGGGUACGACCCCCCCUCCCCCGCCCUUUGCCGUGGCGUCAUGGCCUCGGACGCCCCGUCCCUCUUGGACGCGUUAGCCACCGACUUCCUGACCUGCCCCAUCUGCCUGGAGCGGCUGCGCGGGCCCAAGAUCCUGCCCUGCCUGCCUACCUACUGCCAGGGCUGCCUGGAGGGGCUGCUGGGCGAGGGGCCGGGGCUGCGGUGCCCCGAGUGCCGGGAGGACGUGUCCCUGCCGCAGGGGGUGGCCGGCCUCAAGACCAACUUCUUCGUCAACGGGCUGCCGGAGCUGCUGCGGCCGGUGGGCGAGGCGGGGCUGACCUGCGCCCUGUGCCCGCUGAUCGGGCAGGAGGACGGCCGCCCGGCCGUCUCCCGCUGCCUGGACUGCACCGACAGCCUGUGCCAGACCUGCGCCGCCGGCCACCGCUGCUCCCGGCUCACCCACGCCCACCGGCUGGCGAGCCUGCAGGGCUACCUCUCCGGGGAGCACGACGAGGAGAUCCGGCAGCGCCAGGCCGUGCGGUGCCCCGAGCACCCGGCCCAGGAGCCCUGCGCCGGCCCCAUCUGCCGGGAGUGCCGGCUGGGCCCGCACCUGGAGCACCCCUGCCAGACGCUGGAGAGGCGGCCCCGGGUGGCCGAGCUGCUGGCCGGCGUGGAGGAGACGGCAGGGCGGGCGGCCCGGGGGCGGGCGGCGCUGGAGGAGGUGCUGGCCGCCCUGCGGCGCCACGUGGAAGGGCGCGAGAAGGCGGCCGGCCUGCUCCGGACCGAGCUGGAGCUGCAGGAGCAGCUGGCCCGCGGCACGGCCGACGUCACCCGCAAGGUGCUGGCCCUGGGCCGGCCGCUGGAGAUCGUCUCGCUGGAGGCCUUGAUCGGCCAGCGGCUCGGCCGGCUCCGGGGCUUCCGCUGGGAGCCCCUUGGGGGGCCGCGCCCCCGGCUGGUCGUCCGCGCCGAACUCCAGAGCCUGAGCGGCCUCUUCCAGCUGGACCUGGGCGAGGCCGAGCCGGACGGCCGAGGGGAGGAGAGUGGCCAACAUGACGCCCCUGCCCCGCGGCCGCCAGCCCCUGCCCCGCGGCCGCCGGCCCCUGCCCCGCAGCCUCCGCUGUGCCGGCCGCUCCCCACCGCCCGAUUCUCCUGCAGCUUCUCGGAGGGGGUCCCCGGUGACCAGCACCGGCCCCGGAUCACGGGGAUUUGCCCCCUGGGCCCUAGGGAGCUGCUCCUGGCCGACGAGGAGAACCGCAGCCUCAAGUGCUUCUCGCUGCAGGGGGACUUCCGGGACGCCAUCCUGGUCCACGGGGGCGCGGCCCCCUGCAGCGUGGCGGCCGUGGGCAGCCGGGUGGCCUACACCGCCGGCUCCCGGCUCUACCUGGCGGAGCGGGACGGCGCCCUGGUCUGGCAGAAGGCCCUGCCCCCCACCCAGGCCAGCCACGCCAUCACGGCGGCAGCGGAGGGGGGCGCCGCCGUGGCUGUGAGCGUGGCAGGGCACCUGGAGGUCUAUGACGCCCGGGGGGAGCUGGUGGAGAAGAUUUUCCUGGACAGGCACGACUGUCUGGCCAUGGUGUUCGUGGCCGGCCGGGGCGGCCGCUACGUGGCCUCGGACUGGCAUGGGCGCAGCGUGGUGGCGUUUGACGGCCACGGGCAGCAGCUGGCGGAGCUGGGCGAGGAGCGGCUGGAGGGGUGCCAGCCGGGGGCCGUCUGCGCCGACGAGGGCCAUUUCUACGUGGCCCUGCGGGAGCCGAACAAGGUGAUGGCGUUCGGGCCGGGCGGGGAGGCGCUGGGGCCCUUCCUCACCGCCCGGCACGGCAUCGAGAGAGCCCGGGUGGCCACCGUCACCGGGGACAGGCACUUCGCCGUGGCGCUGAGCGACGGCACCGUCCAUGUCUUCCACAUCCAGUACCUGCGUCACUGA
Molecule: messenger RNA, 3312 nt
Organism: Caretta caretta (loggerhead turtle)
Lineage: Eukaryota; Metazoa; Chordata; Testudines; Cheloniidae
Source: RefSeq, a predicted model, not a curated record